AUGAAUCAAAGUCCAACAAUUUAUGUUCCAGCAAAAAGAACAGACGAGGUUGACUGGGCAAGCCCCCUUAAAAGAUAUAUUCAAACAACAUAUCAAGAGGAUCCAGAAAAAUAUGCAGACGAAGCCAAUGCAAUUCACCGUCUAAGACAGGAUAUGCGAGGUGCUGGUAAAGACGUGACUGGAAGAGAUUUAUUGUAUCGAUAUUAUAGCCAGUUAGAGUUACUUGAUUUAAGGUUUCCUGUCGAUGAGAACCAUAUUAGAGUCUCUUUUACUUGGUAUGAUGCCUUUACACAUAAAGCCACUUCUCAGUUUUCACUUGCAUAUGAAAAAGCGAGCGUAAUUUUUAAUAUUGCCUCUGUCUUGUCGGCAAUUGCUGCUUCUCAAAACCGAUCCGAACCUGAAGGUCUAAAACGUGCUUUCAAUUUUUUUCAAGCAUCUGCUGAGAGAUACACAUAUAUAAAUGAUAACUUUUUGCAUGCUCCUUCAACCGAUUUGAGUCGUGAUACUGUGAAAUUGCUUACACAACUAAUGCUUACACAAUCUCAAGAGUGUUUCUUAGAACAGAGUUUAGGGAAUAAAAAUAAGCCUGGUUUAAUAGCUAAAUUAGCUGCUCAAGCUGGAUGGUCCUAUGGAAACAUUGUCGAAAAUAUGGGUGAUCUUAUAAGUCGAAGCGUAUUUGACAGGAGUUGGCUGACAGUUUGUCAGAUAAAACAUAAAUAUCUUACGUCUAUUGCUCAAUAUCAAAAAUCUCUAGCUUGUGAAAAAGAAAGCAAAUAUGGUGAAUGUGUUUGUCGCCUUAAUAUUGCAGAAUCUUUGGCUAAGGAAGCAAAUAAACUUUCCAACAAUUUUGUGUCGGCCUUCACACCAACUGUGACUCCAACUCUUUCUCCUGAUACUGCAAUUUCAUUACAAGAACUCACAAAGUCAAAUCUUGCACUUAUCACGGAGAAAAAAAAUUCUUCUACGAAGGAUAAUGAUAUUAUAUAUCACGAAGUUGUUCCACAGGAAAGUGUUAUUCCACCAAUAGAUAAAUUAAAUGCAGUUAAGCCAAUGCCAAUACAAGAUUUAUAUGGUGCUAAUGAGAUGCAAAAAGUAAUUGGUCAAGAUAUUUUCCAACGACUUAUUCCAUUAUCAGUUCAUGAAUCUGCAUCUUUAUAUUCAGAGGAAAAAGCUAAAAUUGUUCGUAGUGAAACUGAGAGAUGUGAUGUUUCUAAUGGUGAAUUAGAAGCUGCUUUAGAAUAUAUGAAAUUACCAGGAGCGCUU
Funneliformis caledonium is the source of this 1263-nucleotide messenger RNA. Lineage: Eukaryota; Fungi; Glomeromycota; Glomeromycetes; Glomerales; Glomeraceae. The record is from the annotation of a GenBank genome assembly.